AUGACCAUCCUUAGUGGUUCAAGAUUAGCAGCCACGAACGGUGCCUUAAUUCGAUUAACAUCUUUGUCCAACUGGGGAACAUGCAUUAAUCCUUCCAAGUUUUCCAGCAAAAUCUUUAAAGGAUGGCAGCUUCAAGUGAAUAAGUGCCAACCCUGGAGCAAAAGCAAUAGUCAAAGAUGCUCUUUUAUGACUGGAAGUUCUAAACGCCACAGACCUUUCAUUAAUAGAAGCCAAGAAUGUUUUUUCAAUGUGAAGAAUACCGAAAUAGGCAAUGCUGUGCACAACUCCUCUGUAAGGCCUUGUAUCUUCUCUGAGAAAGGGCUGAAAAGGGAUACAUUAUCUGGCACACUUUCUUCUUGGAAGUUACAAAAUGUUGCUGAUGUUCAGAACUUAAGGUCUUUUCAUGGGUCACCAUCACUGAAGGCUGCUCCUGUUCCUCUCUUGUGGAUUAUCUUGAAGCCAGCUCAGAAACUUCUUGCUAUCAUCCUUGGGAGGAGCAUAAGAAAAUGGUGGCAUGCCCUUCCUCCCAACAAGAAGGAGUUAUUUAAAGAAGCUGUAAGGAGAAAUCAAUGGAAGAUAGUCUUGGGCCUGUGCAGCUUAGGCAGUAUAUUUAUCGUGUUUUAUUUUACACAUUUGGAGGAGACACCAGUCACUGGACGUGCUCGGCUUCUGGUAUUUGGGAAGGAACAUUUCGCUGAAUUGACCCAGAUAGAAUAUAAUAUGUGGAUGGAAGAGUUUAAAAACAAAAUGUUACCUGAAAGAGACCCUCGUUAUCAAGUUGUCAAAAAAGUUGUCCGUCUCCUAGCUGAAAGCAACAAAGAUGUUCCACAAUUCUCAGAGUUCACAUGGACUAUCCAUGUCAUAGAAGAGCCAGGCAUCAAUGCUUUUGUACUUCCAAAUGGACAAGUGUUUGUUUUCACUGGCUUGCUGACUGCUGUGUCAGAUAUUCAUCAGCUGUCUUUCAUUUUGGGACAUGAAAUCGCUCAUGCUGUUCUGGGACAUGCUGCGGAGAAAGCCAGUUUGACACACUUCUUGGAUUUCUUCUCUGUCAUUCUUCUCACAGUGAUCUGGGCUGUCUGUCCUCGAGAUAGCUUAGCAGUUUUAGGCCAGUGGAUCCAGGCCAAAUUUCAGGAGUUGCUGUUUGAUAGGCCCUAUAGCAGGACAUUAGAAGCUGAAGCAGACAAAGUUGGACUUCAGUUUGCAGCUAAGGCAUGCAUGGAUGUAAGAGCAAGUUCAGUAUUUUGGCAGCAAAUGGAAUUGGCUGAGAAAAUUCAAGGAAACCCAAAGUUACCAGAGUGGCUUUCUACGCACCCUUCUCAUGAGAACCGAGCUGAGCAUUUGGACAGACUUAUACCUGAAGCACUUAAAAUACGAGAGCAUUGCAAUUGCCCUGCUUUGGUCGGUGAAGAUCCACGACUUAUCUUCAGAUUGAGCAUGCAGCACCUUCUGCAAACAUCUAAAGAUAAAGGCCCAAAUGUUACUGAUAAAACAAAUGUGAACCUUCCUUCCAUUCAAAAGAAUAAGGUGCCUGUGGCUAUUCUUCCUGGUGAACCGUCAAGAUGA
Molecule: messenger RNA, 1563 nt
Organism: Euleptes europaea (tarantolino)
Lineage: Eukaryota; Metazoa; Chordata; Lepidosauria; Squamata; Sphaerodactylidae
Gene: OMA1
Product: OMA1 zinc metallopeptidase
Exons: 8
Coding region: 1-1563 (520 amino acids)
Biological process (GO): mitochondrial protein processing; protein quality control for misfolded or incompletely synthesized proteins
Cellular component (GO): mitochondrial inner membrane
Molecular function (GO): metalloendopeptidase activity
Source: RefSeq, a predicted model, not a curated record